This is a messenger RNA of Amoebophrya sp. A25, 3285 nucleotides long. The record is from the annotation of a GenBank genome assembly. Lineage: Eukaryota; Dinophyceae; Syndiniales; Amoebophryaceae.
AGGUGCUGAAAGAAUGUGAAUUUCCACGCUCGAUCCCUGGUGAACCGACUACAGGUAGAUCACGCGUGCAAUGUGAGCCGAUAGCCCUUUAUAAUGUUGUGAGGAAAUAGGAAUUCAAAUCUACAUGAGUUUGGUACUAGUAAUAUCACUUCGUCCUGGAAUACACCGCUCAUCAAGCGGAAACGCAAGGCUGCAAGUCCAAGUUCUGGCUCGUUGAAGUAGAUUGGUUUCUUUCUUGCAAGUCUUGGAUGCUUUUGGGCGUCUUAUUUGGUGCCAUUGCAUUGACCUUUCUUUAUUUUUUCUUGCUUUUACUCGAUGACCUUGCAAGUGCUGCCUGCAAUAGACUCCUAAGCUUCGUCGUGCUUUCGUUUGCACGUUUUUGUGUCUUUUUGUUCGGGUUUAAACCCCUGUCCCACCUCAUAAACUUCUGCACGUGAAAAAUCCCCAACGUUACCUUCGUAGAUUAGAGUGCUAUCCCGUAUAUUUUUUGUCUUCCUAAUUAUUGAGUUGUUGGAGUAGACAGAGUAAUACGAUAAAGAUGGCAAUAAGCAAAGCCGUUGCUGCGCUCGCGCUCGCAGGAGUCGCGGCCGCACAAAAGAAGCCUGCGCAAAUCGAUGCUAUGAAGCACGAUAUUCAGGAGCUCUACCCGAGGAAUUUCGAUAGCGUCAUUGGUACUACCCACUACGAACAGUACAAACAAGUGCGCAUCAAGAUGUAGCACUGUACGACUGGCCGAUCUUUCAUCAACUGAUAAAUAUGACAAGGGUUUGCUCCACUGCGAUGCAUGCGGUGGUGCACAGGCGAGAUGAAUUUUUUACUAGUGAAUGAUGGUCGCAAGCCGAUAAGUCGGCACAGACAACUACUGCUUGUGCUGCGCAAUGAAUUAUACCCGAUGUGUACGCCGGAUCCUUGUGUUGAAUAUGCUGCACCACAUUUAUGCACUGUAGUCUUUCUUUUAUUGCUAACACGAGAAGUAGGAUGAAAAAUUUAAUGCUCUUCAUGCUCUCAGGUACAUCACUCCCGCUCACGGUAUCAUCUGUAUUGUAUUUCAAGGGAAGCAGCAAAGAAGACAAGGCGUUUAUCGAGAAAUACAACGAGGUGGCCACCAAGACGAAAAGUAUUUUCUACAUUAAUUUUUGGCUGGACUCUGUAGUACUUCGAUUGGACUGUUGUUGUUGUGUGCAUGGGCAUGAAUGAAUAGGCAUAAGUUGCUGAUAGUGCACAUGGACCAUCACACGUUUCUGGCGCUGCCUUGUUAGUCAGCUCUCGUAUCAUCUUGAGAGGGUUUUCGAGGUAUCUUGUCUCAUCUUUCUCUCUACUUCCUGUCCUAUCAUCUGUAUUUUUCUUUCCUCCAGAAAUGCUGAAAGUGGCAGCAAUGGAUUGUGAUGACGCAGCGAAGCACUGCGAGCGGGUCGGAGUUACGAGCACUCCACAUGUCCAGAUCUAUCCGCAGACACCACGACCGCACUUCAAAUACGAAGGCGAUAUGGAAUCCGAAGCUAUCCUUAAGCAACUCUACAAACGUACUUUUCAAAAUUAUUUCCGCAUCAUUUAAUUUUUUUAUUUGAAGAAGAGAAUUAGUUUUGCCGAAGCUCGCCGCGGAUGAUAUGUUGCAAGCAACUACAACAUCGACCGUCUAGCUUUUGUUUCGAAAAAAAUAUUUCAACAUGCAUACAAGAACUUCCAGUCUACUCAUCAGUUUCAAUUGUAAUUUUUUUGAUAAAUAAAUCCUCAGUGAUUCCGUCGGACAAGAUAUCGAUGCCGAAGAGUGCUGACGAAUUCAGACAAUUCAAGAUGAAGAAUCCGACAAAGCCAAAGAUUACCCUCUUCUCUGAUAAGAAGAAAGCGCCAACAAUCCUGAAGGCUUUGUCUACGGAUACCGUCUUCGCACGCACAGUCGAAUUCGCUUUCGUCGGGCCGGAUCAAGAGGAUGUGGUAAUUUAUGAUUGUUUUGUGAUGAUUGACAUUGACAGUAGAAACGAAUACGCCAUGGGUCGGUGUGUUUUUGUAGUCACCUUUGGUCUGAUUAUACUGAUGAAUAUAUAAAUCAAUGUAAAUCAUUGAGGGCGAAAAUUCCCCUUCUUCCUUGCACAUCAACAGCUUAGCGAGAGCGGAGCGAAGAAGAAGAAGCUUCCGGCUGUCAUGAUGGUUAGCAAGGGCAAAAACACUUGGUACAAGGAGAAGGAUCUCAGUUACAUGGCCCUCCAUGAGUGGAUCAACGUCAACAGCGAGUCCGGUAUGGGAGAUACCGUUAAGGGUAAGGAUGGAACCACUGAAGAAGCCGCUGAGGAAGUCGAAUACGAGAAGGUGCGAGAGAUCCACUUGAAAAGCUCUAACGAGCUGUGCUUCAAGCAGAGCAGCAUCUGCGCGAUCUACCUCUCCGAGGGCAAGAUAGAGGAUAAGGGUACUGUUAAAUCAACUUCUUGAUGCGAAGAUGUUUUGCUCUAUUUGUGAUUUUUAGGGUCGCUGAACAUAAUUAAUAUCUAACUCGGUAGCAGGAAAUAAUUGCAACACCUGAAAAUUAUUGGCCUUCUAUUUUAUAGUGUCUCUAAGAGGAAGAUUAAGUUGAACAAGCAUGACUGUGACACUACACGAGACAAAUCCUUGACCAAUUUUCUCUAUACCUCGAAUUCGCAGCCGCCGAUAUGCUGGUCAGCUUCGAGUCGAAAUUCGCACCGAAGAGCGAUCGUGGUAUCAAAUACAAUUGGAUGUGGAUGGAUGUCUCGCAAGAGGCUGAAUUUAAGAAGACAAUCGAAGAAAAGGAGAAGCAAACCGCAGAAAAGGAGGACCGGGAUGUCGAGCCCAUCACAUACCCGACUAUGGUCUUCGUCAAGCCUCCGAACCCGAAGAAGAAGCGCGAGGAAGGUACUCCUAGUUUAAUACAUAUUCCUAGGUCGAUGCUUAAACCUUGAACUUAAUCAUCAGCAGCUUAAGUUUUCGAGCUAGAUGGUUGAUUUCCACUCUCGCAAAUCCAUCGUUUGACACGAAUGUGCUUGAGCAGUUUGAGGAAGAGUGAUAGGAUUUCCUAAAUUAUGUCCCCCUUCGUCCUUUUUUGACGAUCACUCAGUAUCAAUUUUUGCGUCUACUUUAUUCACGAAAUAUUUAUUUAUCAAUCACGAAGGUCUCCUGUCGUACGUGCGGGUCAGCAGUGGAACCGCGAUUACCGCGAAGAGUGUCGGAGCUAUGGUCGAGAAGAUCAGCGGUGGUGUGACGUACCUGCGCGCGGAUCGACCGAAGUUCCUCCCCCGCGCCAAGCCAGCGAAGAAGGGAAAGGAGGAGUUGUAA